This is a messenger RNA of Helianthus annuus (common sunflower), 1158 nucleotides long. RefSeq lists its product as uncharacterized. The transcript is spliced from 2 exons. The coding region runs from base 1 to 1158 and encodes 385 amino acids. The record is from RefSeq and is a predicted model, not a curated record. NCBI's taxonomy places the organism in Eukaryota, Viridiplantae, Streptophyta, Magnoliopsida, Asterales, Asteraceae.
AUGAUGUCGGAAAGACCCCCAGGUGGUCUUCCGGGCAAUACAGAGCCAAAUCCGCGCAAGCAUGUAAAUGCGAUUAUGACCAGGAGUGGCAAGACUACAGGACCUAACAUAUCGGACCCACCACCGAUCACUGAAAAGGUCCCGACUGACACACCGGACGAGGUGCAAGAUAGGCUGCGCCCAACAAGUACAGCACAAGUCCAGGAGCCAGUCAAAUAUUACACUCCUCCAGUACCAUAUCCGGGCCGGCUGAAGAAACAGAAGAACGAAGACAAUACGAUGCCGAAGUAUGCAAAGUUUUUGAAGGACAUCCUCUCGAAUAAGCAGAAGCUCGAGGAUAUGUCCUGUGUGGUAAUGAACGAAAGCUGCUCUGCCAUUCUUCAAAAUUGUCUACCCACAAAAAUGGGAGAUCCUAGCAGUUUCACGCUUCCUUGUUUGAUAGGAAAUAUGUCUGUUAGCCAUGCAUUGGCUGAUUUGGGAGCGAGUAUCAACCUUAUGCCCUAUAAGGUUUUUACAAAGUUGGAUCUAGGUGAGCCAUCGCCUACACGUAUGAGCAUUCGACUAGCAGAUCGUUCUAUCAAGUAUCCACGUGGAUUUGUUGAGAAUAUGCUUGUUAAGAUUGACAAGUUUGUGUUUCCAGUGGAUUUUGUUAUCCAGGAUAUGGAUGAGGACUUUAGGGUGCCUUUGAUUCUCGGACGUCCGUUCUUGAAUACUGCUCGGACCAUUGUAGAUGUAGCUGCAGGGCAGAUUACACUCCGAGUGAAUGAUGAGCAUGUGACCUUUGACAUCAAGCGGUCAAUGCAGCACCCGCAGAGUCAGGAUGAUGCGCUUUACUAUGUCGACAUUGUUGACACGUAUGUGAGCACACAUUUCCAGGGCACGAUUGAGGAGAUUGAUUUGGACACACAUCUGUUAUGUGGGGACCUAGAUGGAAUUACACAGGAGGGCCACGAUUUCGAGCAGCCAGUCUAUCAGAUUGGUGAUGAUGGUUCCCAGAGUUCGGAUCAGUUUACAGAGAUCGAUCGUGAGAAUGAAGAAAAGUCGAAGCCGUCGGUUGAAGAUCCACCGUCUUUGGAGCUUAAGGAGCUUCCGCCCCAUUUGGAGUACGCAUUUCUAGACGAGGAGCGCCGUUUGCGGUUGUUAUCUCAUCAUCCUUGA